AGCCACGUUUUAUUCUCUCUCUCUCUCUCUCUCUCUCUCUCUCUCUCUCUCGUCGUCAUUGGGGCAGAGAAGAACGUGACAAUGCAUAUAUUACACGCCCAAAAUCAAAAUACUGGAGUUGUUUUGUGUUUGCAAUGUUUCAAUACUGAUUAUUUUUCUCCCCUUGGUACGGUAGACACAACAUUUCCCUUAUCACAGCCUUAUUGUCCUUUUCUCUCUUUGUCUCUCUAUGUUCCCCCCUUGCCUCGUGUGUGUGUGUGUGUGUGUGUGUGUGUGUCGUAACAAAAACACUGUGGAAGGGUGCAGGAAUCAGUGGUCGCUCAGCACUGGUAAGCGAAAUGCACGUACAUUUUUCAAGGCUCCUUCCCUUCCUGACGGUGCUCAUAUCUGUGGCUGUGGAGGGUCGGUGGGUCCUGCAGCACUUCCCGGAUGACGGAGAGCGACAGGCGGGUGGCGGGAGCGGCGGGUUGAGCGGCUCCAUACAGGUGUCUCUUCGGCGCCUCCCUGACGGCAGCCCCCAAGUCACCUGCUACCGAAAGUCCAGACCCAGCAAGAAGGGAUACAUUACCUUCAACCUGCAAGACGGUCACACGCUGGGCCAGUACUCGGUGCAGAUUGACGAGACCAGUGAGGGCAGGGGGGUGUCGUGCCAGCUGGUGCCGGGUGACGGGGCCGCACGUCACCAUGCCGAUAGACACAGUGAUAAACCGUCAGUGGGAGCGAAUACAAGCGCACGAACAGACGACAUAAGCAACCCGUCAAGACUUGGCUCUACUGACGCUACUUAUAAUGGGAUCACAUCGCCAGGAAUUCCAACUACACUUCGCUAUCGACGCUGGGCAAGUGGCACAAGUAAUCCGUCAAUAAACCCAUCCACUAACGCUUCUGACAUCUGGACCGCUUUGCCCUCAGUAAUAAGUGCCCCAGGGAUGCCAGACGUUCUUCGCCAACAGUAUGAAAAGCUUGCGUCUUGUGUGCGAGAAAGCGGCGUUCUUUCUGACCACGCCAAGACCAACCACCCGCUGUACGAGUCAGGGGUCAGAUUCGUAACGUCCCCAAACAAGCUCUCCCCGACUCUGAAACAUUACGUGUGUCUGGUGUAUGAUGACAUCGCUUCCCUGGACACUCCUAAUGCCGCCUCACCGAUGAAAGAAACACAAUUGCCGAUUAUCCAUCCACCUCUUCCUUCCAGUGAACCUUCCAGCACGCCUUCCAGUACAUCCCUCACGCCUCCAGAGUCUUCCACACCUAAUGACACAAGUACAGCCACCUCCACUGAUACACUCGAAACGCCCCCGCAAGAAGCAGUGGCUAAAGUGUCAAUACCGUUCUCUACUGAAGCCACUCCUGAAAAUGAGGAGGAAUUAGGUGACCAAUCAAUGACUCCAAGCCCACCUGCCACCUCCAGUACACCCAGGGAAGCAGAAACAACACCCACCAGUCUACCAUCAACAACUCCAACCCCACCUGCGACUUCCAGUACACUCGUGGACCAAGUGCCUUCGUCUGCAGUGAAUAAGGUACAAUACCCCAAUUUCCGACCAGACCAAGAGUCAGAUUUCACCUUCAGUUUGUCCUCCACGCUUGCCGCAACAUCACCACCAAUGGAACUAGACUCAACGACUCCCAUUCCCACUACUUAUGAAGCCACGUCUGAUACAAGUGAUGCCGAAGAGAGUGGAGAUUCUACUGUCACUCCUACAACUGCUGCCUCAAGUACAAAUGGUGUAACUGAGGAGUCUGUAUCCACACCUGUCACUCUUUCGGAGCACACAGUGGCUAGUACACAAACAGUACCUACACCCUUCCCCUCGAUGAGUGAAGAAGAGGUGGUCGUUGUACCAUUAGACUAUCUUUCAGUCAGGCUCACUACUUACCCUCAAUCUGACUAUCUGCCAACACUAAAGCCAGACAGUGAAGCAAUACACACAACACCUAUGAUGUACUUGACUGAUCUCCCAGAGGCUCACCAGGCAGACGAACCAGGCACUGAGAGUCUACCUUCCACUGUCACGGGUUAUCCCAGAACGUAUUUGCCGGAAACACACGAACCAAUGGCAGAAACUGGGACUCCUAUUACUAAGCACUCUACGACUUCCCUGCCGAUAGAAACCAGACCGACAGCACCUUCCACUGUUCCUACAACCCCCGUGUCAGGCUCUUCCACUUCCAUAAACCCUCCAGUGCUUGAUGGAACUGAACAUGUGGAGGGUGAAACCAAGACUCGUAUACCAGAUCAAGUCACUCUCCCUCACAAUAUGGACAAUGAAGAUGAGGCAAUACAUUCAAGUUACAGGACAUUUAUAAAUCUACUACACCUGAGAUCAGUACGACAGGUGUUCCCUCUCAUGACUCCACGACUGGGAUGAUUGUAUCUACUGCUCCUCAUGAGGCAGAGGCGAAUGAGACCACGAUGGAACCCGCCACUUCUCAUGAACCUACAAUGGACUCAACAAAUAUAACUGAACCUACAACUGAAACCACAGAUUCUUAUGAGGCAGCAGAGACAAUUGAACCUGCAACUGUCCCCACGAGUUCCCACGAGACACAGGCAGAUGAAUUUCCUAUUUUCUAUGAUGCAAAUAUUACUGAAACUACAAUCGAGCCCAUUACCUCGCAAGAGACAAAGGCAACUGAACCUAUUGCUUCUGAUACGACAGCAGCGAUAACUGAACCUCCUUCCUUGACAGAGAUUACCAGACCCACUGUUGAACCCCAGGCAGACGUAACUGAGCACACCAUUUCUCAAGAGGCAGAUUUCACUCAACUGACUUCUGAACCAACCACUCUUAGAGACACACAAAUAACCACGCCUACAGUUGAACCUCUUAUUUCGCACGAAGAGGCAGAAACAACACAAACUACCCUUAAUGAGACAGAGACUGAACCCACAACUGAGAUGAAGGAAGACGUGACUGGCACCACUUUUGAGCACAUCACCACUAGGCAAACCACACCUCACAUCCCAUUCUAUUACGCAGCCACCACUAGUCAUUCCACCUCGGCCUCUACAACACCCACAACACCACCCAUUGCUAGUGUAGACCCACGCUUUCUGACGGCCUUGUAACCCCCGCAGAAAGCACAAGUGUAGCUAUAGAGAGUGACGAUGAGUAUACUACAAGUUCAACAGGAAGCUACAUCUCUCAUCGACUCUCUAGUGAGACGACUCUAGCCACCACGUCAGUCACACCUCAUCCUCUGGCAGCCUUAAUGAAGCAGAAACCAAUACCUUGUGACUUCUCCUUCAUGAAAUACUUCUUCGAUCACAUGUCGCCACCUUGUCGCUCGGAACUCAUGAGGAUUCUGACUCUAUCAAUGAAUUCUAGUGGAGUGAGUGUGCAGCGUGUGUAGACUCAGUGGUUUGGGAAAUUAAGUGCUUCAGGUAGUUUUUGUAUGCCCGUCUCCAAGAAAGUAAGUGAAUUCUGGUGAGUGGGUCGGCUUGAAGUGUCAAUACAUAGCGCAAGCAGUGAGUGAGGGCAUCAAUCAGUGAAUUCCUGUAGACUCGGUGGCUAGGGACAUGUGAGUGCUUCAGGUAGUUUUUGUGUUCCCAUAUUCAAGAAAGUAAGUGAAUUCUGGUGAGUAGGUUGUCUUGAAGUGUCAAUACGUAGCGCAAGCAGUGAGUGACGGCAUGAAUCAGUGAAUUCCUGCAUUUUGGGAAGUGUGACUCGUGCGUAUAGUUGUGCUUAAAGUGUUUGUGUGAUUCUAUCCUGAAGAAACUGCGGUCAAUACGUGAAACAAUGAGCGAGUGAAAGCAGUGGCAGAGUUACUUUAUUCGUGUGUCAAGUGCCAAAGCUGCUGUGACUGACUGACUUGGUGGUGAUGCAAAGCAGAUCAUCGCGGUUAGAAAGCUCAGGUCCGUAUUUUGAAACGCUUUGCUCUCUCACCACUACUGUUUUGCAAGGCCACAGAGAUGAUUAGCGGGGUUUUCAAGAGUGUUUCUCCAGUUAGUAAUGUAGAAAUCUUGUUAUCUGUCUCCAGAAACGUAAAAACACUUAAAAAAAAAAAUCAUGUAAAUUUGAAAUGGUGGAGGUGAAGCGCAGAAAUGUUUGAGAAGACGAACCAGAGUCAGUCACGUCAGUUCUUCCCUUCUACUGGCACUACAUUUUUUUCUUUUUUAACUUACACCUUGUGGGCUUUUCAAGGGAAUUAAUGGGCUAAAAGGGAGUAAUUUUUUGAGGUACCUCCUAUCUCAAAGCCCACCCGCUAGGAAACCGCUGCCCUGAGUGAGGAAGCCCAACCUAUACUUUGACCGUGGACAAGAUUCGAAUUCGCUUGGUUCCACUGUACCACGGCGGCCCCCAAUUUACAAGGAACAGUCACUUCAUGGAAUAUCAGAAGUGUUACAAUCUUUCUAUCUCCUGUACAAUGUUCGCCAGUCCUCUGUGGUUUCCGGGGUGUGUAAUAAGUGUUUUCUGCAGAUACUUGUAGUUGCUUUGUUUCAAGUCCUGUAUGGUAACUCUUAAAAACCUUUCCUAUGUAUCUUUAUUUCCUCUCUUGUAUUAUAUUCAGGAAGUGCAAUUACGUAUUCCUUAAGUCUGUGUUGUAUUUCAGGUAGCUUUGUAUUUAACCCCUUCAGUACCAUGACGCAUUUCAAUAUUCAUUCUGCUUACUAUUCGAUGACUUUAUUCAGCUCCAGAAACUCAUUUCGGGGAUUCAAAUAGUGAAGACUGUGGCCAUCAAUCUUCUCACCUCAUAGACCCUUCCAAAUGCAAAUAAAAUCAUCUAAUCAUAUCCAAAACUCAAGGUUAAAGUGCGUCUCAGUAUCGAAGGGGUUAAGUUCAAUGUUCAAUGCACGUUUUUUGUACCGUGUAUAUUGAUCUUGUGUUGAAUGAACAAAUAGUCUUGG
Molecule: messenger RNA, 4849 nt
Organism: Portunus trituberculatus (swimming crab)
Lineage: Eukaryota; Metazoa; Arthropoda; Malacostraca; Decapoda; Portunidae
Product: mucin-5AC-like
Exons: 3
Coding region: 339-2369 (676 amino acids)
Source: RefSeq, a predicted model, not a curated record